AAACCUAUAUACGCAAAAGAGAGCUAUCUUGUGUUAAUUAGGCUUUUAAUUUGACUGAAGUUCAGUUGAACUAUGGCAGUGACAAUAAUUAAGGUCUUAUGUGUUGUGGUGACUUGCAUGGUGUUCUCGGCACCCUAUGCAGAGGCUGCUAUUACCUGCGGUCAGGUGGUGAGCAAGAUGUUGCCAUGCCUAGCCUACCUGAGGACCGGUGGUGCAGUGCCACCACCAUGUUGCAGUGGUCUUAAGAGUCUGAAGGCUGCCACUCAAGCAACCCCCGACCUCAAGACUGCGUGUGGUUGCCUGAAAACUGCUUAUACACAAUAUGCUGGCAUCAAUCCUAGCAUUGCCGUCGGCCUUCCAGCAAAGUGUGGUGUUAAUCUUCCUUUUAAGUUCAGCCCCGACAUCGACUGCUCCAAGGUACACUAAGAUCCAUCCAGAGACAUAUGGGAUGCGAGAUUUAAAAACAUAUACCAUAUACUAUAUAUUAAAAUAAAUAUGGAAAACCAUGUUUUCCCUUGUGUUGUCUUUUGUUAUAUGUACUGUCAUCGUUAUGCUAUAAGCUUUGGAGUUGCCGUCCA
This is a messenger RNA of Lactuca sativa (garden lettuce), 578 nucleotides long. The record is from RefSeq and is a predicted model, not a curated record. NCBI's taxonomy places the organism in Eukaryota, Viridiplantae, Streptophyta, Magnoliopsida, Asterales, Asteraceae.